Molecule: messenger RNA, 1079 nt
Organism: Spinacia oleracea (spinach)
Lineage: Eukaryota; Viridiplantae; Streptophyta; Magnoliopsida; Caryophyllales; Amaranthaceae
Product: acidic endochitinase SP2
Exons: 2
Coding region: 41-901 (286 amino acids)
Biological process (GO): chitin catabolic process; cell wall macromolecule catabolic process; carbohydrate metabolic process
Molecular function (GO): chitinase activity; chitin binding
Source: RefSeq, a predicted model, not a curated record
UUAAUCUUCUCAUCAUCAAAACAAAACUGCAUAACACAAAAUGGCAUUCCUUUUGAAAAACACCUUGUGUUUGGCUCUAAUCAUCACUACAUUUUCGUUGUUACAAACUAGUUUAUUUGCUCAAAACUGCGGGUGUUCUCCUGACAUGUGCUGCAGCAAUUUUGGGUUCUGUGGCAAUGGGGACCCGUAUUGCGGUCCUGGUAACUGUCAAUCUGGACCUUGUCAGAGCACCCCGACUCCAAGUACGCCAACUACUCCGAGUACUGGUGGUGGUGGUGGUUCAUCCGUGUCUGAUAUUGUGACUCAGGCAUUCUUUGAUGGGAUUAUUGGCCAAGCUGAUGCAUCUUGUCCCGGGAAAAACUUCUAUACUCGCGCUUCCUUUCUUAAUGCUGUUGGUGCUUUCCCUCAGUUUGCUACCUCAGGCUCCAGCGAUGACAACAAGAAGGAAAUGGCUGCUUUCUUUGCUCAUGUUUCACAUGAGACUACCAAUUUCUGCCACAUAGAGGAGAAGGAUGGAAACCUCCAAGACACUUACUGCGAUACAGACAACGAAGCACAAUACCCUUGUACAGCAGGGAAGCAGUACUACGGCAGAGGACCUCUUCAACUGUCAUGGAACUACAAUUAUGGUGCUGCAGGAAUCGCGAUUGGAUUUGAUGGAUUAAACAACCCUGAAAUGGUGGCUACUGAUGUGGAUACAUCCUUCAAAUCUGCAAUGUGGUUUUGGAUGACUAAUGUUCACUCUGUUAUGAACCAAGGUUUCGGCGCUACCACCAAAGCCAUCAAUGGUGCUCUUGAAUGCAAUGGCCAAAACCAGGAUCAAGCUAAUGACCGUAUUCAGUUUUAUCAGAAGUAUUGUGCUGAUUUUGGAGUUGCUCCUGGUGAUAAUCUUUCAUGCUGAUUCGACAAGUGACUCAACUUAGUUUAUGAUAUUAUUGAUAUAUUUAUCAAUGUGUAAUGCAGUAAUUUGUAUAAUUACUUGCUGAAUAAAACAUAAAGAUAGCAUAAUAAGAAAUUUCCAAAUAGAGGCUUAUAGUUUUUGUAUUUGAUUAUCAUGGAUGUUAAUAUUUUGAAAUUCA